Molecule: messenger RNA, 894 nt
Organism: Penaeus monodon (black tiger shrimp)
Lineage: Eukaryota; Metazoa; Arthropoda; Malacostraca; Decapoda; Penaeidae
Product: zinc finger protein 227-like
Exons: 8
Coding region: 1-894 (297 amino acids)
Source: RefSeq, a predicted model, not a curated record
AUGGAGGAUGAAGUGAGAAAUGAAGGUGUUAACCUGAAUUACCAUAUACGGCUAAGGACUGUGGGAAGAAGUCUGUUCAUCAAAUGGGGUUCGAGUGAUGUACGAGAAACAGACCUGAAGGAGGAAACACAACUAAUAGUUGAACCCACAAGUAAAAUGUUUUGCUGUGAGGUGUGUGGCAAGGAAAGUGUCUCAAAAGAGUCACGUCAACUUUUCACAUGGGAGCCCACAAAAAGGAAAAGCAAUACAACACGAGAAAAACCAUACAGCUAUGAACUUUACAACAAGUCAAUCUCACAAAGCAUAAGCUGGGAAGAAAACGACAAAUCUAAAGUAGCAAUUCAUAUGAGAAUACAUGCAACAGAGAAGCCAUACAAAUGUGAGAUUUGUAACAAGAACUUUUCGCAUAGAGCUAAUCUAGCGCGGAUCAUAGGAGAUUACACACAGAGGAGAAGCGAUACAGCUGUGAGAUUUGUAUCAAAGUUUUCACAGAAAUAUCAACUAGAAAGUCACAUGAGAGAGUACAUACAAAAGAGAAGCAUUACAUGCUGGAGAUUUGCCAACAAAGAGUUUUUCACAGACCUAUCGUCUAGAACGAGAAACAAUAUAACUGUGGGAUUUGCAAAUGAAGGCCUUCUCGAGAAAGUCAUACUGUUUUAUCCACUUGCACGUAUGCCUGCUGUCACUGGACCAAGCUAUAAGCAAAGUGCAUUAAAUGCCCAUUGUUGCAUGUUGAAGCAAUCCAUUUCAUUUAUACCUCAUACUGUCUAUUACAAGAACCACUAUAAGGUCCAUAUCCAUACAGAACAUUACAAGAGGCAGCAGCAUGGGGAGGGUGGGGUCGGGGCGGGUGUGAACAGGCCCACAAGUGAGAAGCCAUUUAAAUUCAUGUAA